AUGAUCCCUUCAUUUCCUACUCUGCAGAAAGCAGGAACAUUGGCUACUGGGAGUGUUCCCUCAGAAAUCAUAGAAAAAGAAUGAAAAAAGUUACUUGAAAUCCUCCAAGAUCCUGAUUGUAUCUUAGACACAUUAACUCAGAGGCUAAUUUCUGAGGAAGAGUAUGAGAUUCUGGAGAAUAUUACAGAUCCCAUGAAGAAAAGUUGGAAGCUGUUAAUUUUGGUACAGAAAAAGGGAGAAGUGAGGAGUCAGCUUUUUCUCAACUCCCUACUUAGUACUUUUUCAGAGUCAGCUACCAUUUGCCUAUUCUUUCCAGAACUUUUAAAACAUGAGUAUAUAGAGCCACCGCAACCUGUGGGGGUAAGCAGGGAAGGAUUUUUUAUUCCUGGAGAGAAAGAGCCUGAGAACCCUGAGAUCACCAUGUCCUUCAAAGAGAAAGAACACUUGGAUUUGGAAACCUCUGAGUCUUUCACGGACAAGAAGGCUGGUUAUCGGGAAACUGCUUGGUCCUCAAGGGAAAAUGAGAAGGAAUACAACACACCAAAAUUCACAUCUCUGCAAUUGGUUGAGAAUGUUGAAUAUGAAUUUCCAGCAACUAUUGAGUAUUUACAGGAUGAACAGAGAUAUGAGGAGCCAGAUUAUUCUUUACACUUAGGAAAAGAGGAAUAUCUAGAAUCUGUUGGGUACUCUGAAGAUGCAGACACCCACGUGGAAGAGGAUGCUUAUGAUGACCCAGAGUGCAUUAUCUAUGACAGCAAAGAGGACUCUUUGUAUUCUGAAACCAUGGAGUUCUCUGAUGAAGAACAGAAUUAUGAGGAUUCAGAAACUGGCAUGUCAUUGGAGGAGGAAGAGGAGAAAAGUAUGGAAGGUGUGGGAAUGAUGUGUGUAUAG
Molecule: messenger RNA, 891 nt
Organism: Lipotes vexillifer (Yangtze River dolphin)
Lineage: Eukaryota; Metazoa; Chordata; Mammalia; Artiodactyla; Lipotidae
Gene: CARD6
Product: caspase recruitment domain family member 6
Biological process (GO): regulation of apoptotic process
Source: RefSeq, a predicted model, not a curated record